AUCCCUCCCUCCUUCCUCCUCCUCCUCCUCCUCCCUUCCGGCUGUGGACAGAACCAGCCCCUCAGAGCAGAGGACCCAGCACGGCCACCUGGGGACCCCGGCACGGCCCCUCGGACGUCACCUGUCCCUCUGGUGUCGCGCAGGCUCGGCGGUGGGUGAGGACAAGCAGAGACAUCCCAGAGCAUCCGCGGCCAGGCCAUGGCAGCCCAGCCGCCCGGGGGCCACAAGCCCUUCCACGUUGUUUCUCCCGUCCUGGAGAGCCUGUCCCUCUCCGAGGCCGUGGGCACCAAGGUCCUCAUGAAGCUGGAGAACGUCCAGCCCUCGGGAUCCUUCAAGAUCCGGGGCAUCGGGCACCUGUGCCAGGAUGCUGCCAAGAGGGGCUGCCGCCACUUCGUCUGCUCCUCAGGAGGGAACGCGGGUCUGGCGGCGGCGUUCGCGGCCCGGGAGCUGGCCCUGCCCAUCACCGUGGUGCUGCCCAGCAGCAGCGGCCCCACCGCCGUGCGAAAACUGCAGCAGCUGGGGGCCACGGUCGAGGUCUACGGCAAGGUGUGGGAUGAUGCCAACAGCAGAGCCCAGGAGCUGGCUAAGACAGAGGGCUGGGUCAUCAUCCCCCCCUUCGACCACCCCUUGGUGUGGGAGGGUCACGCCAGCCUGGUCCGCGAGCUGAAGGACUCUCUGGAGGACAAACCAGGUGCCAUCGUGGUGGCGGUGGGUGGCGGGGGGCUGCUGGCCGGUGUGGUGGCCGGCCUGCAGCAGGUGGGCUGGCACGAUGUCCCCAUCAUCGCCGCCGAGACGCUGGGGGCUCACAGCUUCCACGAGGCCCUCAAAGCCGGCCGGCUCGUCACCCUGCCCGACAUCACCAGCGUGGCCACGUGCCUGGGAGCCAAGACGGUGGCGGCGCGGGCGCUGGAGUGUGCCCGGGAGUGCCAGGUGCUCUCGCAGGUGGUGCAGGACGCCGAGGCCGUGAGGGCUGUGCAGCAGUUCCUGGAUGACGAGCGGCUGCUGGUGGAGCCGGGGUGCGGGGCGGCCCUGGCCGUGCUGUACUCGGGGCGGCUGCGGCGGCUGCAGGGCCAGGGGCGGCUGCCGAGCCCGCUGCGCCCCGUGCUGCUCGUGGUGUGCGGCGGCAGCAACAUCGACUCGGCCCAGCUGCGGGCCCUGAAGAGCCAGCUGGGGCUGCAGUGACACCCCGCCGGGCACGCCCUGCUCGCUUUCCUUCCCAAAGAACCGAAAUAAAGCCUGGGGACGCGG
Molecule: messenger RNA, 1248 nt
Organism: Passer domesticus (house sparrow)
Lineage: Eukaryota; Metazoa; Chordata; Aves; Passeriformes; Passeridae
Gene: SDSL
Product: serine dehydratase like
Exons: 9
Coding region: 199-1182 (327 amino acids)
Biological process (GO): L-serine catabolic process; L-threonine catabolic process
Molecular function (GO): threonine deaminase activity; pyridoxal phosphate binding; L-serine ammonia-lyase activity
Source: RefSeq, a predicted model, not a curated record